AUGCUGGGUCGAGGUCACAACCUUUCUUCGCUGUGCCCUGUGACCUGGGACCGGGUCACGUGCUGGCCCUUCGCGUCCCCCGGCACCACCGUCCACCUGCCGUGCAUGAGGGAGUUACAUGGCGUUUUUUAUGACCAGAGAGACAACGUGAGCCGUUUCUGCCAAAGCGACGGAACUUGGGAGCCCCGCAGUAACUACAGUGCUUCCGACAGAAUCAUAGUGGGCGGAAUGAGAGACGUCACCCUAUCGGAGAAUUUAGCAACACUGCACCUACUAGGCUAUGCUGUUUCUGUGGCUGCGCUGGGUAUUGGCCUCUUCAUCUUCAUCAGGUUCAAAGACCUGAGAUGUGUCCGUAAUACGAUCCACAUUCACCUGAUGCUCACCUACUUACUGCUAGACACUUGCUGGCUCCUGGCCGCUACCUCCCAGAUGCUCACCUCGGGCGUCGGAGGACAGCUGUUCUGCAGCCUCGUCCUGAUCUUCCAUUUCCUCCACCUCGCCAAUUUCUCCUGGAUGUUCAUAGAAGGGCUGUACUUGUACUUGUCUGUCGUAAAGACGUUUUCCGUCGAGAAGAUCAAGUUACGCCUCUACCUGCUUCUUGGAUGGGCCUUGCCUCUCCCCUUCGUGACGACCUGGGCUGCCCUGAGAGUCGCCUUCAGCAGCCAACACGAGGUAAGCGGAGGCGGAGGACGCAUAGGUCAUACACCAGAGACCAGUCCCCCAGUCAAUUCCAAGGGCAUUUUGCAGGAGGUGGCGAGGCCGGAUUUCGACAUGGCUUGUCCUUGGCUGGAGGAGUCGCCGCUAGACUGGGUCCACCGCGUCCCUGUGCUGGUCGUCCUCAGUGUCAACACGUUCUUCCUCGUACACGUGAUGGUGGUGCUCGUGAAGAAGCUCCGAGCGACGACGAGUUUGGAGUCCCAGCCGUGGCUCCAGCAGACCAAGCGGGCGCUCAAGUCUCUCUUUGUCCUGAUGCCUCUACUGGGCUCCCCCCACGUUCUCCUGCUGCUGGCCCCCGCGCGCGGCACUUUCUCCGUGGUCGUCGCCUACACGAGGGCCAUCGUGCUCUCGACGCAGGGCCUCGUGGUGACUGUGUUCUACUGCUUCCUCAACUCCGAAGUGCAGGAGUCCAUCAACAACCACAUGGAGCGCUGGAAGAGCACGAGGGAC
Molecule: messenger RNA, 1167 nt
Organism: Penaeus chinensis
Lineage: Eukaryota; Metazoa; Arthropoda; Malacostraca; Decapoda; Penaeidae
Product: diuretic hormone receptor-like
Exons: 10
Biological process (GO): cell surface receptor signaling pathway; adenylate cyclase-modulating G protein-coupled receptor signaling pathway
Cellular component (GO): plasma membrane
Molecular function (GO): G protein-coupled peptide receptor activity; peptide hormone binding; diuretic hormone receptor activity
Source: RefSeq, a predicted model, not a curated record